This is a messenger RNA of Asterias rubens (European starfish), 3421 nucleotides long. RefSeq names its product ATP-binding cassette sub-family B member 10, mitochondrial-like. Gene Ontology annotation, molecular function: ATP hydrolysis activity; ATP binding; ABC-type oligopeptide transporter activity. The coding region runs from base 289 to 2493 and encodes 734 amino acids. The transcript has 13 exons. Gene Ontology annotation, biological process: transmembrane transport. Gene Ontology annotation, cellular component: membrane. NCBI's taxonomy places the organism in Eukaryota, Metazoa, Echinodermata, Asteroidea, Forcipulatida, Asteriidae. The record is from RefSeq and is a predicted model, not a curated record.
AUCAGCUAGCUGUUGUUGUGAUACUGAUUGACGGUGAAUGAUGAAACACAUUUUAAUGGGAUGGCUUAUGUAACCGUUACCAGUGCUCAGUAGGUCAUGGUUUAAUGUCUCCAAAUCCACCGGCAGGGAAUGAUCACAGUUCCAUCCUCUGCAAGAAGAACGUACCACAAGCGACCGACCUUCGUCCCGCCCCAGAACAGAAGAAUGACUCGGCGGUUUUUUAGGACUGAGCUGAGGAAACAAAAUUAACAGGAGAGCAGAUGAUAGUCAUUAGUUGACUGUUUCUCUAUGGGAGGAGUGUUGAAGAACCGAUUUGAAAUUGCUGUCAUUCAGCUCUGCACUCUGAGCCACAAAAUGAUACGAACAUCAGUCAGAGCGUCUCAUCUGCUGAUGAGAUGCUCCCAUACCACAAAAUGCUGCAUCACAAAACCAAGAAGUGGAGUCCAGAACACAUCAUCUUCAAGACAGUUGUUUUCAUCCUCUAUGAGAAUGCUCUCCAGAUCUGUAUCAACUGUGAAGGCAUCCAAGGUGUCUCACAGAACUAAACAUCUACCUCUGGGCCGGUCCGGGAUGGCAGGGGUCAAGGCUUCUGGCUCCUGGUUUAGGGGCCGCUCUACUUACCCCCUGACGCCAUGCCUAGGCAUGUGGAGGACAUACUCAACAGAACCCGUUCCAGCCAAGGAGGAUGAUAAGACGGUAGCUUCUACUAAAACCAUUGUGCCUAAAGUAUCAGAGAUGUCCAGAUUGAUGUCGCUAGCUAAGCCUGAGACAUCAAGAUUAACUGUUGCCAUUGGCUUGCUGGCCAUCUCCAGCAGUGUAACCAUGGCCAUCCCGUUUGCCAUGGGCAAGGUCAUUGAUGUCAUAUACAACGGAUCCACGGAGGGUGUGAAUGUGGACAUGAUGGCUGAUCUCAACCAGCUCUGUGGUGUCCUGUCUGUGGUGUUCUUACUUGGUGCUGUCGCAAACUUUGGACGUGUUUACUUGAUGUAUACUUCAGGUGAGCGCGUUGUCAAGCGUCUACGAGAGUCUGUCUUUAACUCCAUCAUGAAGCAAGACAUUGCCUUCUUUGACAAGACUCGAACGGGGGAGUUGGUGAAUAGGCUGUCCACUGACACCACUGUUAUCGGCAACUCGGUCACAACAAACAUCUCAGACGGGCUGCGGGCGUUGGCUCAAGCAAUGGGGGGAGUUGGCAUGAUGUUUUAUUCCUCAGCUAAACUUGCCACCAUUGUCCUGAGCAUUGUGCCCCCUGUGGCUGUCGUCGCAGUCAUUUAUGGCAGAUUUCUUCGCACAGUCUCCAAGCAAAAGCAGGAUGUCCUGGCCAAGUCUACUGAAGUUGCAGAAGAAAAGGUCAGCAGCGUUCGGACUGUGAGGGCAUUCGCUCAAGAGGACCGGGAGAAGAGGGCCUACUCGGUGGCCGUGCAGAACGUCUUGAAUCUUGCCACCAGGGAGUCCUUUCUCUGGGGUGCAUUCUACGCUGCGAUGGGCCUUUCCAGCAACUUCAUCAUCUUGGCUGUGUUGUACAAUGGCGGAUCCAUGAUGCAAGAUGCUCAGAUCACAGUGGGCAGUCUGUCCUCGUUUCUCCUAUACGCUGCAUACGUCGGCAUAUCCGUAGGAGGAAUCAGUUCAUUCUACUCUGAGCUGAUGAAGGGUCUAGGUGCCAGUACACGGCUUUGGGAAAUCCUCGACAGGACACCGACCAUUCCUCUAAAAGAUGGUAUUAUUCCAAGUGCCUCCACCCUCCAAGGACAGCUAGAUUUUAAGGGGAUUGACUUUGCCUACCCUCAGAGAGAUGACAUCUCCAUAUUCAGCAAUCUGAGUCUCUCCGUGCCUGCUGGGUCUGUUACUGCUGUAGUUGGCUCCAGUGGAUCCGGGAAGUCUACCCUGGGGUCUCUGCUGCUGCGGUACUAUGAUGCUGAUCGAGGUAAGAUAAUGCUGGAUGGAGAAGAUAUAAGAAGCUUGAGCCCUAAAUGGUUGAGAUGCCAGAUAGGAAGUGUUAGCCAGGAGCCGAUACUGUUCUCCACAUCAAUAGGAGAGAACAUAGCGUACGGUUCCAACGACCCGGAGGCAGUUACUCACGAGGAGUUGGUCGCCGCGGCCAGGACUGCCAACGCCCUUGGCUUUAUCAAUGGGUUCCCGGAGAAGUUUGACACGUUGGUUGGUGAAAGGGGCCUCAUGCUGUCAGGUGGUCAGAAACAGCGUAUAGCACUAGCAAGAGCUAUACUGAAAAACCCUAAAAUCCUCCUGUUGGAUGAAGCUACAAGUGCUUUGGAUGCAGAGAGUGAGUAUCUUGUCCAGGAAGCUCUAGAGAGGCUCAUGGUCGGGCGAACGGUCAUCACCAUCGCUCACCGUCUGUCCACCAUUAAACGAGCCAACAACAUCGCAGUCCUCGAGAAAGGAAGCGUGGUGGAACUCGGAAGCUACGAGGAACUGAUGAGAGUCGAGGAUGGCGUCUUCAGGAAGCUUGUGGAACGACAAACGGUCAUGAACUGAAGCUGGAGUGGGAGUUGCUUAGCAGAGUUGUGAAGACCAGUGAAGAGACAAUGCUUAUUACUUGGCUGGUAAUCUGUUUCCGCUAAGCAAGAUUUGUUUAUACUUGGCACAAAUCUGGAAGCAGCUCUGGAAAAAUGUAUGAACUGAAGCUGAACCAGGAGUUGCUUAGCAGAAUUGUGCUGGCAACCAGUGAAGAGACAAUGCUCAAUGGCUGGUAAUCUGUUUUUUUUGCUAAGCAAGAUUUGUUUAUACUUGGCACGUAUCUAUAAGCAGCUCUGGGAAGGUGUAGCUGAAGUUGAACCACGACUUGCUUAGCAGAGUUGUGCAGGCAACCAGUGUUGAGGCAAUGCUCAUUACUUGGUAUUUUGGCUGGUGAUAGUGUUUUCCGCGAAGCAAGAUUUGUUUAUACUUGGCAUAAGCAGCUUUGGAAAGGUGUAUUCGGUGAAGGGUUCUUCCAGUAGGGAAACUUGACUGCUUAAUAUGGUUCUCUGAUUGGCCUGGGGCCAGAUAAGAUUAUUGUCUUUCAUGGAAUUACUAACCGUCCUAAAAGUAACAUUUUGCAAGUUACGUUAAGUGCACAUGGUGCUAUAAAGGAAUAGGUUUCAUAAUUCAAAAAGCUCCACAUACCUUUAGGACAAUACGGAGCACUUUGAUCAGGAAUGAUAUUAGAUCCUUGGAAAAAAGUAGGAAUAUUUGAUCCAGUACAAGGACUGAAAAACAUGUACACUUGGUGUAGGUUCUUAUAGAAAUUUCAGGCUAUUUAACCACAAUUUGUCAGAUUUUUCCAACCGCAAAAAAGUUGGAAACAGAUUUAAGUAGGAAGAAUAUAUGCCCCUAGGGCUGUGAUAAAAUGCUUUAUAACACCCCUUACAAGUAUUCUGCCUGCUCAUUGGUUUAGAGCGCGUCACAUGACAUGUCUUAGUUUUGC